AUGGCUGCGCCGCUUCGUCCCGUCGGCAGCGCGGCUGUCCGCCGUCUUCUGAGACCCUUGCCUCGCGGCUCGUCUGCUCAACCCGUCGUCCAGUUCGCGCCCAGGUCCAGAACCUUUGCCCAGCUUCAUCGCCUGACGUCACCGACCUUGAAAGCCGCCGCCUCCCAGGGCUACUGCCGCGCCCAGCGCCCAACAGCAACCACUCUGGUCCAUCUUCGCGCCCUCUCUGGCAAGCCAUUGCCUCAGCGGCAGUCAUGGACGCUCAACUUUUGCUACAGGAUGAUGGCCUGGAUUGGCACGUCCAUUGCCGUCGGCGGUAUCCUCGUCACGGCCUUCUUCGUUUACGAUGCGACCACAUACAAGGAGGGCGCGGACGCCGGUGACAUCACCGUCGGCCAGCUCGCGCUGCAGCCGCGCCGCGGUGGGCCUAAGAACCUGCCCAUCGCUGACGUCCUCAUCGAUGACAAUGACAAGAAUGGCAAGAGCGAGAACCAGGACAAGCCCAAGCUGGUCAUUCUCGGAGGCGGAUGGGGCGGCGUUGCUCUCCUGAAAGAGCUGCACGCCGACGACUACCACGUCACCGUCAUUUCGCCCACCAACUACUUCCUGUUCACGCCCAUGCUACCCUCUGCCACCGUUGGAACUCUUGAAUCGCGAUCCCUUGUCGAGCCGAUCCGCCGCAUACUCGGCCGAAUCCAUGGCCACUUUAUCCGAGCCAGCGCCGAAGACGUAUGCUUCCACGAAAAGCUCGUCGAAGUGUCGCAGACGGACUGCAAUGGUGAAAAGGUUCGCUUUUACGUGCCCUACGACAAGUUGGUUGUUGCCGUCGGCUCCGUGACCAACCCGCACGGCGUCAAGGGCCUCGAGAAUGCCUUUUUCCUCAAAGACAUCAACGACGCCCGGAUGAUUCGGAACAAGAUUAUUCACAACCUCGAGCUCGCAUGCCUGCCCACCACGUCUGAUAUUGAGCGCCGCCGUCUUCUCUCCUUCUGCAUCAGCGGUGGCGGCCCCACGGGUGUCGAAUUCGCAGCCGAGCUCUACGAUCUCCUCAACGAGGAUCUGACCCGAAACUUUCCCCGCCUGCUACGCAACGAAAUCUCUGUCCACCUGAUCCAAAGCCGCAGCCACAUCCUCAACACCUAUGACGAAGAGGUUUCCAAGUAUGCCGAGAAGCGCUUCGCCCGCGACCACGUCGACGUCCUGACCAACUCGCGCGUGCAAGAAGUCCACCCGGACAAGAUUGUCUUUUCGCAGAAGCAGGCCGACGGCACGCUCGUCACCAAGGAGCUCCCCAUUGGCUUCUGCCUCUGGUCGACCGGCGUCUCCCAGACGGAGUUUGCGCAGAAGAUUGCAAAGAGCCUGGGCGACUUCCAGACCAACCGCCGCGCCCUCGAGACCGACACCCACCUGCGCCUCACGGGCUCGCCGCUCGGCUCCGUCUACGCCAUCGGCGACUGCUCGACGGUGCAGAACAACGUCGCCGACCACAUCAUCACGGUGCUGCGCAGCAUCGCCUACAAGCACGGCAAGGAUCCCGAGAACCUGCAGCUGCACUUUAGCGACUGGCGCAAGGUCGCCACCGAGGUCCGCCAGCGCUUCCCGCAGGCCGUGUCCCACCUGCGCCGUCUCGACAAGCUCUUCCAGGAGUUUGACAAGGACCAGUCGGGCACGCUCGACUUUGGCGAGCUGCGCGAGCUCCUCGCCCAGAUCGACAGCAAGCUCACCUCGCUCCCGGCCACGGCGCAGCGCGCCAACCAGCAAGGCGUCUACCUCGGCCAGAAGCUCAACAAGAUGGCCCACCUCUCGCGCGGGCUCGAGGUCAACGACGUGCGCGACGGCGACCUCGACGCCGCCGCCUUCAAGGCGUUUGAGUACCGCCACCUCGGCAGCCUGGCCUACGUCGGCAACUCGGCCGUCUUUGACCUCGGCGAGGGCUGGAACUUUACCGGCGGCCUCUGGGCCGUGUACGCCUGGCGGUCGGUAUAUUUUGCGCAGAGCGUCAGCUUCAGAACGAGAUGUCUCAUGGCCAUGGACUGGGCCAAGAGAGGGCUGUUUGGCAGAGAUCUCAUGAGCUUCUAG
Molecule: messenger RNA, 2079 nt
Organism: Akanthomyces muscarius
Lineage: Eukaryota; Fungi; Ascomycota; Sordariomycetes; Hypocreales; Cordycipitaceae
Exons: 2
Coding region: 1-2079 (692 amino acids)
Molecular function (GO): NADH dehydrogenase activity; calcium ion binding
Source: RefSeq, a predicted model, not a curated record